Molecule: messenger RNA, 1491 nt
Organism: Camelina sativa (false flax)
Lineage: Eukaryota; Viridiplantae; Streptophyta; Magnoliopsida; Brassicales; Brassicaceae
Product: WRKY transcription factor 23
Biological process (GO): regulation of DNA-templated transcription
Molecular function (GO): sequence-specific DNA binding; DNA-binding transcription factor activity
Source: RefSeq, a predicted model, not a curated record
AAAAAAAAAAAACUUCUCCAUUCUCUCUCUCUCUUUCUAUAUAGUAUCCUUCUUCUUGUAGCCCUAAUAAAAACUCUUCCUUUACAAAGGAUCGAUCUUUUCUUUUUCUAUUUUGAUUCCUCAUUUGUUAUUUGUUUUCUUGGUUCGAUAUCUCUGUUUCGCUCUCUGUUUUUUUUUUUUGGGAAAACCGAGUGAGAGCAGAAGAAGAAUGGAGUUUACAGAUUUCUCAAAGACGAGUUUUUACUACCCGUCGUCGCAAGGCGUUUGGGAUUUCGGAGAUUUAGCGGCGGCGGAGAGGAACUCCUUAGGGUUUAUGGAGUUAUUAGGUUCUCAACCUCAUCAUCAUCAUCAUCAUCACGAUUUCGCUACUACUACUACUGUUUCCCCUCAUUCUCUCCUUAUCGAAACGCCGCAGACGCAGACGCAAACGCAGCUUUCGACGAAGCUGUCUUCUCCUGUUUCAACCAUCCUUGAAGCUCCUCCACCGCCUGAUAAAGCGGCGUCAAAGGUGGAAUCUUUUUGUUCGGAUCAGUUCUCGAUUCAUCCACCGGCGACUCCUAACUCAUCCUCCAUUUCUUCUGCUUCGAGCGAGGCUGUUAAUGAAGAGAAACCAAAACGAGAAGACAACCAAGUAGAAGAAGAGGAAGAUGUACAAGAGAAGAGUCAUCCUCAUACUAAGAAACAGUUGAAAGCAAAGAAGAAUAAUAAUCAGAAGAAGAGACAGAGAGAGGCAAGAGUCGCAUUCAUGACAAAGAGUGAGGUUGAUCAUCUCGAAGAUGGCUACCGCUGGAGAAAAUAUGGUCAAAAAGCUGUCAAAAACAGUCCUUUUCCCAGGAGUUACUACCGUUGCACAACGGCUUCAUGUAAUGUGAAGAAGAGAGUAGAGCGAUCAUUCAGAGAUCCAAGCACUGUAGUUACGACCUACGAAGGUCAGCACACACACAUUAGUCCACUCACGUCUCGUCCUAUCUCCACUGGAGCUGGUUUCUACGGAUCAUCUGGAGCUGCUUCCAAUCUCGGUAAUGGUUGCUUUGGCUUUCCUAUAGAAAGCUCCACGUUAAUCUCCCCUCAGUUCCAACAGCUUGUCCAUUACCACCAACAACAACAGCAACAACAACUCUUGUCUUGUUUUGGAGGAGUCUGCGAGUACCUUAAUAAUACCCACGCUAAUGAGUUUGGUGAUGAUGACGAUCGUGUGAAAAGGAGUCGAGGUUUGGUUAACAAAGAUAAUGGACUUCUUCAAGAUGUUGUUCCAUAUCAUAUGCUCAAGGAAGACUAGUAGUAUAUAAAAGUCUUUUAGUAUUGUAAUUCACAUCUAGGUUUUCUUAGAAUGUAUUAUUGUCUAAAAGAAACAGAUCUUUCGAUCUCUUGAAGGGGAUGUUUUCUUGUGGAUCUACUAUAAUAGCUAGGUACUUACAAGAUUUUUCACCAUGGAAUCAUUACACAAAAACAUGUACUAGUUUUCUUUGAAAAUUGGUGGACUAGUUAACA